UGCUAAUGAUGUUUUCUACUGUGUUUGCUUUGGUGGAGACUAUGUUGCGUCUGUCCUCUGUCUCUCUUUCUCUCUCUGUUCAUUAUAAUUGAAAAUUCUUCUCUUUUUUUUUUUUUUUUCAGCAGUAGUAGAAGUAGUUCAGAGACGAUCAUGAACCACGUGCACACAUAAUCUCAUUAAUUUCUUUAUACAAAUAAUCAAAUCCAUCCCUUACCCUUUUCUCUCUCUCACCAAAUCUCUUCUAAGUUUUUUCACCACUUUCAUUUUCAAGUUCUUCACCAUGCCAUAGAAAGAGAUCUUAGAAGGCUAAAAAGUUAGCUUCAGUUACCAAUAAUUGAUUGAUGGGUUGAUCCAAAAUUCACACUCCAAACCCGAUUCACAACACUGAAAGUGACAAAGCAGAAGAAAGUUUUCUCCAAUGGCGACAUAUUUUCAAAGUAACCCCAAAAUUCAAGCAGGUGCUGACGGCCUUCAAACUCUCGUACUAAUGAACCCUGACUAUGUCCAAUACUCCGACGCGCCGCCGCCAUCCCUCGGCGGAAACCACUUGUUUCUCAACUCCGCCACCACCGUUGCCAACAACUCCUCCCUACUGAAUCUCCCUCACGCGCCGUCCCCUCACACUCAGCAAUUCGUCGGCGUGCCACUCUCGGCAGCAACGCAGGAGCCGCCGCCGUCCAUGCCCCAUGACGUUUCCGCCCUGCAUGGCUUCCUGCCACGCAUGCAGUACAACCUUUGGAACACAAUUGACCCCAGCACAGCGGCGCGUGAUGCCACACGCGCUUCCCAGGGACUGUCACUUAGCCUUCACGGUGAGGAGGUGCGCCCAAGGUCAUCCUCCGCCUCUGGGGCCUCCAACGGCGGCGGUAUGGCGGGGAUUCAGAGUGUUCUCUUGAGUUCCAAGUUCUUGAGGGUCACGCAAGAACUUCUGGACGAGGUUGUGAAUGUUAACAGCGGAAUUAAGGUUGAACAAGGGAAGCUGAGCUUGGAGAAAACUAAGGCGGUUGGAGAACCAUCAACCGCUGCUAGUGGUGACGGCGGAGAGGGAUGUGGGAAACGUAGCUCUGAACUGUCUACUACAGAGAGACAAGAAAUUCAGAUGAAGAAAGCAAAGCUAAUCAACAUGCUUGACGAGGUGGAGCAAAGGUACAGGCAGUACCACAACCAGAUGCAGAUUGUGACAUCCUCCUUUGAGCAAGUUGCAGGGAUUGGUUCUGCGAGGACGUACACAGCACUUGCAUUGCAAACAAUUUCAAAGCAAUUUCGAUGUUUGAAGGAUGCUAUAACAGGUCAAAUCAGAGCUGCAAAUAAGAGUUUGGGAGAAGAGGAUUGUUUUGGGGCUAAAGUUGAAGGUUCUAGGCUCAAAUACGUGGACCAUCAUCUACGCCAACAGAGAGCUAUUCAACAGUUGGGUAUGAUCCAUCACAAUGCUUGGAGACCCCAGAGAGGAUUGCCAGAGAGAUCGGUUUCUGUCUUACGUGCUUGGCUCUUUGAACACUUUCUCCACCCCUACCCCAAGGACUCCGACAAACACAUGCUAGCAAAACAAACAGGGCUUACCAGGAGUCAGGUUUCAAAUUGGUUCAUAAAUGCUCGAGUUCGGCUUUGGAAGCCAAUGGUGGAGGAAAUGUACUUGGAGGAGAUGAAAGAACAGGAACUAAAUGGAAAUGGGUCUGAGGAGAAAUCAAGCAAGAGUGGUGAAGAUCCCGCGAUGAAACGAGAGAAACGUCCUACCUCUGAGAUUGAAUCAAAAGGUUCUGGUUCUAAAAAAGAUGUUUCUAAUUCAAUAGUUUCAACUUCACCAUCAACAUCAGCACCUGUAGUGGGUAAUGUGAAGAAUCAAUCAGGAUUCAGUUUCAUGGGGUCAUCAGAGUUAGAUGGAAUCACACAAGGAAGCCCCAAGAAGGCAAGGAACCAUGAAAUCCUACUCUCUCCAAAUCGUGCUUCUUCAAUGAGCAUGGAUGUUAAAAGCAAUGAAGGCAACAAUGAGCAACAGCUUUCAAUGGAGGAGAGACAGAGCAGAGAUGGGUACUCUUUCAUGGGGAGCCAAACAAACUUCACAAGUGGUUUUGGACAAUACCCAAUGGAGGAAAUUGGUAGGUUUGAUGCUGAACAAUUCACACCAAGGUUUUCAGGUAAUGGUGUUUCCCUCACUCUUGGUCUUCCUCACUGUGACACAUUGUCAGGAACACAUCAAACCUUUCUCCCAAACCAGAACAUUCAACUAGGAAGAGGGUUGGACAUUGGUCAACCGAAUCAGUUUGGUGUCUUGAACAAUUCCACUUCUCACUCUUCAGCAGCAUUUGAGAGUAUCAACAUGCAGAACCCAAAGAGGUUUGCUGCACAAUUGGUACUGGACUUUGUCGCAUAAACAAGACAUUCAAGGGGACAGAUUAUGGUUAGUGUAAAGAAAGAAUGAAUUUUACUCUAGUAUAGCUGUAUACCUUGCAUAGAACCAUUUGAGUUCUUAGAUAGCUUGGUGAUUUCAAAAAUAUAUGGUUACUUGAGUUGUAUAUUAAUUUUGUAAUUUUUGAAAAUGGGAUAGAUGGGUUGGUGUCAUAAAAUUUCAAUUGGUAAAGAUAGUAUAUCUUUGAUUUGAGAGUAUAUGUCAUGAAUUACCUUUCUUUUUUUUAGAGUUUUAUAACCUACUUUUCUUUGGGUGGAUUACAUAAAUCAAAGAAAAAGGUACAAGUGGAGCAA
This is a messenger RNA of Vigna radiata var. radiata (mung bean), 2700 nucleotides long. RefSeq names its product BEL1-like homeodomain protein 1. The record is from RefSeq and is a predicted model, not a curated record. Gene Ontology annotation, biological process: regulation of transcription by RNA polymerase II. The coding region runs from base 419 to 2371 and encodes 650 amino acids. NCBI's taxonomy places the organism in Eukaryota, Viridiplantae, Streptophyta, Magnoliopsida, Fabales, Fabaceae. Gene Ontology annotation, molecular function: DNA-binding transcription factor activity, RNA polymerase II-specific; RNA polymerase II cis-regulatory region sequence-specific DNA binding. The transcript has 6 exons.